Drosophila grimshawi is the source of this 1710-nucleotide messenger RNA. RefSeq lists its product as uncharacterized. Lineage: Eukaryota; Metazoa; Arthropoda; Insecta; Diptera; Drosophilidae. Gene Ontology annotation, molecular function: protein binding. The coding region runs from base 118 to 1407 and encodes 429 amino acids. Gene Ontology annotation, biological process: SCF-dependent proteasomal ubiquitin-dependent protein catabolic process. The transcript has 3 exons. Gene Ontology annotation, cellular component: SCF ubiquitin ligase complex. The record is from RefSeq and is a predicted model, not a curated record.
AAUAUUAUCGAUAUGCCCGCGAAAUCGAUAGUUCUUAACAAUCAGCUGACAAUUAAAUACCUUUGUUGCAAAAAUUAUGUGUUUGGUUAACUUAAUUAAAGCGCUGUAUAAACCACCAUGGCGCGCACAACCAACUUUUCGGACCUCACUUUUAACUGCCUACUGUUGAUAUUCAAGUUACUGGACAAUCUAGAGGAUCAGGUUAACCUGGCCCUCUGCUGUCGGCGUUUUCGUGAAGCAUUCGCCUAUUUGCAUCGCAAACGAUUCGAGGCCAUCGUUGACAGCGAUAUCAAGUUGCGGAACAUGGACAACUGGCGUGCCUUUCUCUGGUUGUGCGGUGGCAAUGUGAAGAGCUUACGUUGCUACCACGACGACGACCAUCCGCUGCAGAUACUUCCACUCGUGGCUAGAUACUGUGUCCGCUUGGAGAGCAUCACACUGCGCAAUGCGACGAUCUCCAAGGCGCAGCCGUAUUUACUGCAGCUGCGAACACUGCGCAAGGUUUACGUGAGGAAUUACAAGAGCACGAGCAUAGAUCUGAUUAAGGCCAUGAAGUUGCGCUUGCCACACAUACAAAAUCUAGGCCUGGAAAACUUUGAACGGCGGGAAUUGCAAGAGUUGCGUCACUUUACUAACUUGGAGGAGCUGCAAAUGUACGAUGAAGUGACGGCCGCCGACUUCCAAGCCAUAACCAAAUCCCUGCGGAACUUGCGGAUACUUCAACUGCGCAAUGCAAACAAAUUUCUGACCACACAAACGUUGAAGCAGUUAGCUUCUAAUUGUCCACAGCUGACAAAGCUCUGCUUUCAGGACAGCGAUGCUGAACUCACCGCCCUAGCGCUAUUUCCACAACUCAAUUAUCUACAACUUCACUGCCCGGAUAGUCAGAAGAAGCGACUCUUUAAAACAAUGAGCAGACAGAGUGGAAUGCCUUUGGAGUAUUUAAUAUUGCAUCGGAAGCGCUGGAUCGAUGAGGAUCAGGCGCAGCGGAUUGGUGCCAUCAAGCCACUGAAGUGGCUUGUUUGCAAGCCACGAAACGAUCGUUGCGUUUAUCAUUUGGCAAAUCUCACCCAACUCGAAUGCCUGUCGGUGCAAUGUGCUCGCGAUAUUGGUGAAGCGGAGCUACUGCAUCUGAUCCGCAACAAUGAUCAUCUGCGGUAUCUAAACAUCUGCUACUGCCUGGGUAUAACAGAUGCAUUCAUCGUGGACACAAUCGCCAUCCUAGCCAAGCGUCCCAAUCAGCAGCCGCUGGUGCUCUAUGCGGCUGCCACUGAUAUUAGGCACGAUAUCAUGGAAAGAUUACCAGCUGAUUUUGCAUCUAAGUUGCUAGUGCUGUACUUUGAGUGCAGUCAAGGCAUGAAAUCCGGUGAUCAUUAUUAUAAUGACGAACCGGAAUUCGAUCGGUAAGCAAUUGGAUUCGUGGAGUCACCCAAAUCAAUUUUACACAUCAUCAUGCAAAUUGCAUAUGGGAAUAAUAAUACGUAGUCCGUAAACCAAAUAAUAUAUUGUAGAUUUUUAUAAAUGUAUGUAUAUUUUACAUACAUAUUUUCACACAUAUUGUUAUUAUAUUACACUUUAAGUGCUAGCUUUUUAUUCUAAAUCAAAGGCUUAUUUUUCAAAAAUAAUUGAAUACUUUUUAUAAUUGUCUUAAAAUAAAUAUUUACUUAUUAGCGUUCAUUGAAGGACGCUAAUUUGUAAUACUUUGCAUUC